UUCGUUAGGUGGUGCUGCUGGUCCUACCAUCAAGGGAGGGCCCUAAGAGAAUGCAGUAGACGGGGGGGGUGGAGGAUACGCCUGAUGGGGAACUUUCUCCACCCCCUCUGCGAGUGAGCAUUUUUGGAGAACGGCUGUUCCUGCGCCUCACUGUCUGCGGGAUGCUCUUGCAUUGAAGCGCAUUAAUUUUCCAAAGAAUUCCAGCUAAGCUGACGUCACUAGAGGUGGCCCAUUGGUUCCCAGACUGGUGCCAUCACUCUUGCCUCUUUUCAUUCCUUGCUGGGCUUGCCAAAGGUGUCUGAAUGGAUCCUGAAGCCCCAAGCCAAUUCCCUGUGGGUGGGCCUGGCCUGCAAAUGAUGCCUGGGUUCUGGUGACUUGGGCGGCCUGCCCCCCAAGGGAGAGCCAAGGCAGCAGAGGGUCCCGGGGAGCCUGGCAUGGAGGACUCUGACCAGCGAUUGGUGCUGGGCAUGAACAUGGGGGAUGGGCGGCAGACACCGCCCGGGCAGCUGCGAACGCCCUCUGAAGACAGCGAGGAGCAGCGGGUGCUUGGGCCGGAAGCCAUGUGUGAUGGUGGUGGCGAUGCCAAGAAAAAAGAAAAUGAGGAGGAAGAGGAAGAGGAGGAGGAAGAGCUUGACCCUCGCAUUCAGGAAGAGCUGGAACACCUCAAUCAAGCCAACGAAGAGAUCAACCGAGUGGAACUGCAGCUGGAUGAAGCCCGCACCACGUACCGGAGGAUCUUGUCCGAAUCUGCCAGGAAGCUUAAUGCCCAGGGCUCCCAGCUGGGAAACUGCAUUGAGAAAGCACGCCCUUACUACGAAGCCAGGCGCUUGGCCAGGGAGGCCCAGCAGGAGACCCAGAAGGCUGCCCUGCGGUAUGAACGAGCAGUUAGCAUGCACAACGCAGCCCGGGAAAUGGUUUUCGUGGCUGAGCAGGGAGUCAUGGCAGACAAGAACAGGCUGGAUCCCACCUGGCAGGAGAUGCUGAACCAUGCCACCGCCAAGGUGAACGAGGCUGAGGAAGAGCGGCUGCGCAGCGAACGGGAGCACCAGCGUGUUACCCAGCUCUGCCAGCAGGCCGAGGCAAAGGUGCAGUCCCUCCAGAAGUCCUUGAAGCGAGCUAUCCUGAAGAGCAAGCCCUACUUUGAGUUAAAGGCUCAGUUCAACCAGAUCCUGGAGGAGCACAAGGCCAGGGUCACUUCCCUGGAGCAGCAGGUUGCCCAGGCGAAGAUGCGCUAUUCCGUGGCCCUGCGCAACCUGGAGCAGAUCAGUGAGCAAAUCCACGCCCGGCGGCUCCAGCGCCUGGUAGGACGGCGCACUUCCCCGGUCGGUGCUGAAGCCAGCCCAGCACUGCUGUAUGGCGGGAUGGUGCUACCUCCGGAGCCCGUGGCCUCGGCCGACACGCUCUCAGUCCUCAGCUUCCAGACCAUCGCCUCUGACCUGCAGAAGUUUGACUCAGUUGAGCACCUGCUCGGCCUGUCUGAUGCGGCCAGUCUCAACAGCGAUGAGCUGGAGGAAAGGGAGCAGCGGCGCAUGGCCCAGCCCCACCCCUUCAAGCACCACCGCAGCAUCAGCCUCUGACCCUGCCCUUCCCCCACUGCCCCUUUAGGUCAUGGCCCUCAAAAGAACGGGGAGGUGGUGGUUCCAAGGCACCAGGAGAAGUUACAAGCAGAGGCAUGGAUUCCAUAGUGAUUUUGGCCUCACCCAUCUGCAGUGUUGAUUUUUCCCCUCUGUAUGUAGGUGCAACCCCAGAUUUCCUGCCCUCUUAAUCUCCCUGCACCAGGGCUCCUCCGAGUUCCAGUUGUUUGGAGACUUUAGCAUUCUGGUCCCACCCUCCCUGAUCCACCAGGCUGCCAUCUCCCCAAGCAUGCCCCUCUUUCCUGGGAGCAUUGCAUGCUGGAAGUAAUUCUGCAACUUUGCACUUCUGUCCUGGCUUGUUGGAUCCCUGGUGACAUAGUUAUUCUCAGCUGCUGGAAGGCUGUCCAGGGCCAAGAAAGGGGUGGGAGGGAAGCCGCAUUGCUCUUCUUCUUAAUGAUUUGUUUGUGGGGAAGGUGAAUAUAGGUGGGCUGUAGAGGUGCUAAUGUAGAGAUGCUCCCCUGUUCCUCUCACCACACUUGAGAGAACUUCCCACACUGCUUUCACGGAGUUGCCACGCAAGGCUGUACAUGACAACGUGGCUUGUUUAAAAAAGAGCUCGGGGGCCCCACAGGGCUUCUCUGACUCACUACCACGCAUAACUGACGAGGCAUGCCAUUUGUCCCUCCUGAGCCACAGAUUGCAUACGUGGACGCGCACACACACGCACACACACAAACACAAGAUGGCAGCCAUCCACCUCUUUCUUGCUUCUUUAAAGGAGAGACAUGCUAUCUUGCCUCAUUGCAAAACCCGAUGGAGAAACUGGUGCCCCAAUGGUACCGUCCAGCACUCCCAGGAGAGAAGACGUGAGGCGGGAGGCCUCCUUCCACCAGAAAGGCCCCACCUACCUACAGUAAUACCCUCGGUACAGCCCUUUCUGCCAUGUGUUCUUCUUGGGACCUAAUCGUUUGCACUAGCAAGUGGCAAAAGGGGACUGGCAAUUUCCUUCUGUUCCUGGCAGUCCCCGUCUUUCCGUGCCUUUCGGGAGGGUGGGGAGCAGUUUCUGCCACUCAAAACAAAUUUGCUGGACUUUGGCUGUGAUGAGAACUUACUGGUUUGAGGCAGCCAUACAGCGACUCUGUAUAUGUUUGUGCGUGUGUGUGUGUGUGUGGAGGUUUGUAUGACCGGCUUAUGCUGUGUGUUUUAUUUAAAGUAAAGUUUAUGCCCUGUGAA
Molecule: messenger RNA, 2807 nt
Organism: Candoia aspera
Lineage: Eukaryota; Metazoa; Chordata; Lepidosauria; Squamata; Candoiidae
Gene: SH3BP5L
Product: SH3 binding domain protein 5 like
Exons: 6
Coding region: 435-1577 (380 amino acids)
Biological process (GO): negative regulation of protein tyrosine kinase activity; intracellular signal transduction
Cellular component (GO): cytoplasm
Molecular function (GO): protein kinase inhibitor activity
Source: RefSeq, a predicted model, not a curated record